AUGCCUGUCAAGAAACUGUUUAGUUUUUCGCACAACAAUAAUAAUCAUCAUCAGCAACAACAGCAACAGCAACAACAACCACCCAUCUUGGCAACAGCAUCCUCCGCACAGGACUUUGUCUUUAAUCCCAGCAGUGCAUUGUCAUCGUCUGAUAAUAAUAACAACAACUUGUCAUUCAAUAAUAAUAAUAAUAACAACAACAACUCAACUCAACAUCUCUCUUCACUCACUCAUUAUCAACAACAACAACCAUUCUUUCAACAACCAUUUCAAAACUCGACCAAUAACAUGCCAACCUUUAAUAACAACAAUUCACAACCAACGUUCAGUCAACUCCAAUUCUCAAAUAGUGGUAGCAAUAGUGGUGGUGGUGGUGGUGGAAUGGGAUCAAUAAACACCCACUCACAAACCAUGAUGAUGAUGAAUAACAAUAACAUGACGAUGAUGAUGAACAGCAACAACAACAGCAAUACCACAAAUCACAUGACUUCCUUUAAUAGUAGCAAUGUCAACAACAACAUGGUCUUUCCACAACAACCUCAACAACAACCAUCACUCCUGAUGACUUCACACAGUGUUACAUCAUCAUCAUCCAUGAAUUUUCCUUCAUCGAUCAACAACAACAACAUGAACCAUACACCAAUGCAAGGAAUGUCUUCUUCUUCGUCGUCUUCGACCAUGUACGGAACCUCACCAGCCAUGAUUCAAUCACCACCAACAACAACAGCUUCUUCUUCGACAAGUACCAUGGUGAUGAAUCAACAACAACAACAACAUGUUCUCACUUCGAACAUCACCAACACCUCAGUUCAUCCAAUGGGAGGAGCUUCCUCCUCAUUAACAAUGACAACACCACCAACCCAAUCCACGUCAAACCAUACGAAUGCGUCGGUGGUGGCAUCUGGUGGAAAUACAGUACUCGUUUCCACCAUUCCAAAAUACACACCCUGUAUUAGGUGGUCAUGUGCUCCAAGUACAAUCACUCUGGUCAACAAUGCUAACAACAACAACAAUUCAAACAAUGGUGGAUCUUCUGGAGGAAAUGGAUCAUCUAGUACCACAACUUUCAAUUCUGACAUGAUGAUGGUGAUGAAUAAUUCCAUGAUGGUCACGGAUAAUAAUUCACUUUCUCAAACUCUUAUUGAUCACAAUUUCACAGCAGAGGAUUUAAAAGUCACAAAAGGGAGUCCACUCAUUCACACCAAAUUGUUUUGUCUCAGUGAUCAAACACUUCGUGAUUGUCCAUAUUUACGUCCGAGUGUACAAACUGACAAUUUAUAUCAUUUAGUGGAGAUGGAGAAUGAAUCUUCGUGGUUACCCAAUGACCGAAUUGCUCCUAAAAAGACCACUCAUAACUGUCUGGUCAAUGAUUGGUUGGUGUUUUGUAGUCAGGAUCCUCAAUUGUUGAAAUUAGUAGGUCGAUACAUUGGAUCUUCAAACAAUUCAUCUGCUGAUGUUCAAUUAUUUGCUGACUUUGUGCUCGUGACCAGCAAUAAUCACGACGAAGAUAGUCGAGAAAGUUUAUUUGGAAAACAACGUUUCAAAGGUGGAAUUCCACUUCAAAUGAAACUUGUUCGUACUCCUCAAAUCAUUACGAACUCAAACAGUUCAGGAGGAGGAGGCAACGGCAGUAGUAGCAGUGGUGGUGGUGGUCCAACUUCUUCCAACGCAAACAUGGCUCCACUUUUAUACUUUGAAAAGAGAAUCAAUCGAGAAUCUGUAAAUAAUAAGGAUGCUCCAAGUGCGAGUGGAAUGGGAGGUAAACGUGUGGCUCAACUCAGAAUUUACCUUAAAGACAAGGAUCAAGAAAUUUGUUUGGUGCAUUCGGAAGGAUUUUGGGUGAGAACAAAGAGUCGUGAAGAAGUUCAAAGAACCUCCUCAUCCAACUCAAAAGAAUCACAAGUCAAUUCGGUUCACGCUUCGACCAAUUCUCAACAACUAUCGAACAACAUGAAUCAUGCAAUUUCUGGAGGUUCCGAUUCACCAGUCAGCACCACCACUUCCACCACUACUCCCUCACUCACCAGUGUUAAAAAGAAGAAAUCAAGUUUUGGAGGAUUUGCACUAUUCCAUGGCAAUGGAGCUCGAAUGAAGAGAGAGGCAGAUGAACAGUCGAGUGUUACUACUACUGCUGCUGCAACUACAACAGCGUCAUCGACCUCUCAAACACCACAAAAGAACAACAACUUGUUCAAUUCAGUACCUCAACAGAAUCAAAAUUCAGUAAGCAGUGCUGUACAGCCACAACCGAAUAUUAUUUUCAACUCGAAUUCAUCGUCACAACAAACAAACUCUCAAUCACACUUUCAAAAUUCAAAUUUGGAUCCUGCUUCCAUUCAAAACAUGUCAAGCUCAGCAAAUAGUUAUGGAUCAUCGUCCUAUCUAAGCAAUAGUGGAAGUUCUGCUUCUUUUGUGAAUUCACAAAACAAUGGACCCUAUUUGGUGGCAAAUGGAAAUUAUCAAAAUAUGGCUGGAAAUAUUUCUCCACUUCACAACAAUCAUUAUCACCAUCCACAUCAUCAUCAUCAAUCAAGUGGAAGUAUGGACUCGAGUAUGAUGACUAAUGGUCUUGUAAAUGCAUUUUCUGACCAAUCCGAUUAUUCUUCACUCGGUUCCACUCCAAACACAACCAGUCAGUUGUCACAACCAAGUAUUACCUCACUAGAUAUUGUGGAAGUAUUGCGUAACUUGUCAAUUUCAAUUCCAAAUAGUGCAGGACCACCUGGUACUCAUUCCCGACAUUCUUCCUUUACUUCUCCUAAUGGAUUAGCAAGUAGUGCAAGUUCCACUUCAAGCUCUUCAUACUUUUUACAAAAUUCAGCCGACAACAAUCCUGUGGGAAGUUUUGGAGGUCUUCAAUCCGCGAUGGACACAUCAAGUGACAAUCUCGAUGCUACCAUUCAAAAAUUAGAUGCUGCCAUUAAUUUAUUUAGUACCAUGAAAGAUGCAUGUCUGAAAAUGAGAGAUAAUCAAUCGAAUGGAGAUCAUUCCAUGACACCCACAAGUCUCAAUGAAAUUUAUGCUCAAUUCAAUUCUUCAAUUCAAGACAAGCGAAAAGAUAAGGGUCACAAACGAGUUAGAGGCAAUAAUGAAGGUGCUGCUAAUGAAACCAUGUAUUCUUCACCUCAAAUUCAACAGAAAAAUCAUUCAGUGAAUACCUCCUUUGGUAGAGUGGCUUCAUCUUCCGCUCCAAACUCUUCCACUUUUAACUUUAAUAAUAGUUUUACGACAGGUUCACUGAUGGGUAAUGUCAUGAUGAACGGAAUCUCUGGCUCUAACAGUCACACAAACAACAACCAAAACAUUCAUAGCAACAACCUGUCAAGUAGUAUGAAUAAUUUAAGCACGAUGAAUACUUCACUUUUUAACCAUGGAACUGGCUCUCAAAGUUUAAAUAAUAUUCAAAAUCACAUGAAUCAUCAAUUCAAUCAUGGAACAAUGGGUGCUAUGGGAGGCAAUUUCAUCAUUAAUACGACGAACGAGAGAGGACUUCCACAACAACAUUCGACCAUUAAUUUUGAUGGAACCGAGUUACCUCAAUCACUGUUUAACACUUCAGGAUCAGAUCCUAACGAGGAUAUCUUCCAGCUCUUGAAAUAUACUCUCAACAUGAAUCAAAAUCAAAAGAUGUGGUUGUUGGGCGGUACAGCCGCCGCUCUCAUUGGAGCUUAUUGGUACAACAAUAAGAAAAAGAUCAAGGGAGAAGCUAAAAAGUUGGAAUCUUCCAUUGGCAAGCAAAUGGAGAGUGUUGGUAAAUCGAUGGAAAAGGAAGGAAAGAAAAUUCAAUAA
Messenger RNA from Naegleria fowleri, 3789 nucleotides. RefSeq lists its product as uncharacterized. The record is from RefSeq and is a predicted model, not a curated record. The coding region runs from base 1 to 3789 and encodes 1262 amino acids. Lineage: Eukaryota; Heterolobosea; Eutetramitea; Acrasida; Naegleriidae. The transcript is spliced from 2 exons.